AUGGACGGCAGACAGACGGAUUAUCCGCAGUCAGGUUUGAGCGAACCCUACCCGUCUUUCCCAGAACCUGCCUCUGAAGGUUCCUCUGCAGAUCAAGCAUCUGCUGCGCCAUACCCCCCGGGCCAAGAUCCACGCGCCGCCAACUUCUCCCCAGCGCAAACCCCAAGCUCCGAGUACGGCAUCAAUCCCUCGUCGGCGCGUUCAGGCUCCUUCCCAGAGUACAUUCAGCGCUCGUAUCAAUCCAGCGCUCAAGGGGCACCCGCUGGAGGUAUGGCGAAUCCAACAAGUCCGUCUCUGCCUCUGUCAGAUGGUCAAGCCAAUGACAAUCAACACAACAAGUCUGACUCCGACGUACCUAUAGAUCCAUCAAUCGCCACAGGGGCGAGUCCCACGUAUCCUCCGCACCAGCAGUACUCUCCGUACCCGCCGCAACACGAAAUGCAGCAUUAUCAGGGGCAUCCGCAGACCCCAAUGUACGGGGCGCGUCCAGAAUGGGCGGGGCAAUACCCUCCUCCUCACAUGCAAUACGGUCAUCCGGCAUCGUCUGGACCGCCAGCACAGUCAAUGGUUAGUCCGGUCCAGCGACCACCUGCGGGCGGGCAUCCACUUUCGACCGUGUACUCAUUUGUUCCGAUUCCAGGCGCGCAACAGCACAAGCGACCGCGACGAAGAUACGAAGAAAUAGAGCGAAUGUACAAGUGUGGCUGGAACGGGUGCGAAAAAGCGUACGGAACCCUGAAUCAUUUGAACGCGCAUGUUACGAUGCAAUCGCACGGGACAAAGCGAACUCCAGAAGAGUUCAAAGAGAUCCGCAAGGAGUGGAAGGCGAAGAAGAAGGAGGAAGAGGCUGCGCGCAAGGCUGAUGAGGAGCGGCAACGUCAGGCUGAGGGUCGUCACGACAACGGUUCCGAGACUCCCGUCUAUGGCCAGAUGCGUGCCAACAUUGGCCCACCACAGAUGGGCGGCCCUCAAUUGCCCCCGAUCGGCUAUCAAGCGGCAGCUCCGGGCCCGCAGGCGCCUCAGUACGGCACUCAAAGCCCAGGUCUCGACCAGGGAAUGGCUCAGUAA
This is a messenger RNA of Mytilinidion resinicola, 1068 nucleotides long. RefSeq lists its product as uncharacterized. The transcript has 3 exons. The record is from RefSeq and is a predicted model, not a curated record. Gene Ontology annotation, biological process: regulation of DNA-templated transcription. NCBI's taxonomy places the organism in Eukaryota, Fungi, Ascomycota, Dothideomycetes, Mytilinidiales, Mytilinidiaceae. Bases 1 to 1068 code for a protein of 355 amino acids.